Molecule: messenger RNA, 3069 nt
Organism: Dujonia railenensis
Lineage: Eukaryota; Fungi; Ascomycota; Pichiomycetes; Serinales; Debaryomycetaceae
Source: the annotation of a GenBank genome assembly
AUGUCGGCUAAUGAAUCGCAAAGUCACCCUGAAGGAGGCUCGCCCAGAAAUAAGCAGCAGCCUACCUUCAAUGGGUCCACUAACGAGAGCUUAUCGGAAGAUAGCAAUGUAGCCAAGCAGAGCGGCAAGGGAAAGUCGGGAUUUUCCAUUGUGAAUACCAUAAGCUCUCUCUUUUGCUACAGGAAAACAUCACUCACAUUAUUCAUCUUUUUGACUCUAGUUGCCACGUGGUUGGCAUUCUGGUUCGAUACCAGCUUGGAGCUCUCAAUUGACCUCCCUACCGAUAAGCUAGAACUGAAGGUGUUGGAGAACGCUUGGUUGGAUUUGCAAAACAUUGGGAGAUAUGAACAUCCCUAUGCUUCCAAGGGAAACGACUAUGUGCACGACUACAUCUACGCUAAGUUAAAGAGAACUAUCAAGGAGGGUGGUAAGAAGUACAUUGAAUUGGAUGACGAUGAAAACAACAACAUCUUGUAUGGCAAUGCUAAGGAGACCGUUACCUACUACGAGAGCAACAAUGUUCUUGUUAGAAUUAACGGGACCAACCUGAAAUUGCCCGCCUUGUUGGUCAGUGCGCACUACGACUCCGUCCCUACAUCAUUUGGGAUCACAGACGAUGGUAUGGGUAUUGCCUCCAUGUUGGGGUUAGUGGAAUACUACGCUCAGGGUAAACAGCCUGCUAGAACCAUUAUCUUUAACUUCAACAACGAUGAGGAAUUCGGCUUGUAUGGUGCCACUUCCUUUGUAUUGUCCCACCCCUGGUUCAAGCAGGUGAGCUACUUCUUGAAUUUGGAAGGUACUGGAGCUGGUGGGAAGUGUGUGUUGUUCAGAGGAACUGACUAUGGAAUUACCAAGUACUUCAAGAAUGUUCGUUACCCAUUCGGAACUUCUAUCUUCCAGCAGGGCUUCAAUAACAGAUUAAUUCACUCAGAGACUGACUACAAGAUUUACAAGGAAGACGGUGGACUUAGAGGUAUCGACUUGGCUUUUUAUAAGCCAAGAGAUCUCUAUCAUACCAGUGGAGACAAUAUCAAAAACAUUAAUAUCAAGUCAUUGUGGCACAUGCUUUCUAAUUCUAUUGACUUUGUUGGAGUCAUUUCGGCAGGCAAGUUGGAUAUUGAUUCAGAAAAGACUUCUACUUCCCUGGACUUGGAUUUCCCAUCUUUUGGAAGUUUGUUCAACUAUUUCCUUGUAUUCCCAAUUUCAGCCUUAAUUAUCGUCAACAUUGCCUUACUUGUGGCCAUUCCCGUUAUCGGAAUUCCACUUUCAUUGAUCGUAUUCUAUUAUAAGCGUACUUGGAGCAUUGGUUUUAUCAAUUUUAUCAAAUUCCCAUUGUCAUUUGUUCUUUCCAUUCUUGGUCUCAGAAUUUUUGUCAACUUUAUUUCAUCAAUUAAUGAAUUUUUACCCAACUCAAACUAUGGUUUAAUUGUGAGUACAAGUUUUGCGUUUUUUGCUUUGUUGAACUACUUAAUUUUGAACCUUUACAAUUUGGUUUUCUACUAUUGCAAGAUUCACGACCAUGAUGAAAAAUUGAUCCUCAUUUUGCAAAUUUCUGUCGUCUACUAUGCUGGCUUACUAUACUCAACUAUUAAGUUGGCCAGCAAUAAGAUUGGAGAUGAUCACACAGGUGAGUAUCCAUUGACUGGGUUGUACCUCUUACAAUCCCUUGGAGGAUUAAUAGGUUUUGUUGGCUAUUUGUUAAAGAAGAGCAAGAAAAAUUCCAAGAAGUAUUCAUAUGAAUUCAUUCAUGAUGAUGAACAACCAUUGAUUGGGUCAUCGUCUUCUCAACUUCAAAAUUCUAAUUAUGGAUCAAAUGAACUGGCACAACAGCAACAACAGCCAUCUGACGUUCCUGCUCCUUCUUCCUCUUCCUCGUUCCUGUUAACUUCGUCUAUAUUGGAUCAAGAUGAAGAAACCAUUAAGAAAAACAAGUAUAAGAAGUUGAAGACCUACUCGUAUGGAUGGUCUCUUCAAUUUUUAAUUAUCGCUCCACUUUCAUCUUUCAUCAUAUAUAAUUCGGGAACAUUAAUCCUCGAUGGACUUAACAAAUCAAUCCAAGAAUCAUUGAACAGUGAAAAUUUGAUAUAUGAGUUUAUUCAGGUAUUUGUGAUUGUAUGGAUCUUACCAUUCCUUGCUUUCAUAUUCAAGAUCAAUCGUUUCGGUGCAAUUGUGAUUGCGUUGUUCGUCAUUCAAGGUUUAGCCAGUAUCUAUUUUACUGCUCCAUUUGAUCAGUUGAAUCCAUUGAAAUUGAGAUUCAUUCAAUCUAUUGACUUGGAUAAGAGCGACACAUCAAGUAGUAUCGAAGUACGUGGUAGAACUGGAACCUUUUUUGAUAGUAUUUUGAAAGACUUACCCUCUGUAAAGGAGUCUGGUGAAAAGGUGAUUUGUACAUCAAUCGGCGAUGGUAUGGAAAGCUGUGCCUUCAAUUCAACAUUGUCUCCUAAACUUGCUACAAAUAUCAAAUCGUUCAACGAAUACCUUGAUGUUAAGAUAUUGAAGAAUUCGCUGAAUGACAAUGUUCCCUUUGGACUCCUUAGUGGAGAAAUUGCGAUUAAAGCGCCAAAGAACAGAUUGUGUAAUUUGUACUUUCAUGUUGAAGAUAGCAAUGGAAAAGCUUCAUCUGUCGCUCCAGUGAAAACUGUAAUUAUUUAUAAUGACAAAGAAGCCAACUCAACUACUGUCUUUGCAAGAGAACAACAGCAACAUUUAGAUAUUGCAGGAAUUCCAAAAGGUUUCUCCAGAGACGAAGACGGAAAUUAUAUCUACAAAGAUUUGGAUGGUAUCAAAAGUUUAGUUUUGAAUAAGUUAGACUGGGAAAAAUCCUACCAUGUUGGGUUCCAAUGGGUUCCAAAUUUUGAAUCAGAAGACGUUGAUUUACUGAAGAUAAAAAAGCUUGGGGUUGACCUCAAAUGUUUCUGGGGUGAUCUUGACCAAUUUACUGACAAGGAUGGAACUAUUGAAGACACCAUUCCUUCAUAUGGCGAAUUUUUACAUUAUAGUCCUAACUAUGUUAGCUGGUCCAAUUGUGAUAAGGGUUUGGUAUCUGUUUCAAAAUCUGUUUUCGUAUGA